AUGGAUGUGGAUGCGUUUGCUGUUACCGAGAGGAUCCAUGGAGGAGUUUGCGCUCAAGUUCUAAGAGCAGCUCGAAAAGAUGAUGGCCUACCUGUUAUACUAAAAUGCUAUGACGCUGAACACUUAGAAUCAAGUAUGACGGCAUACGUACCUUCCGAAGGUGAACGGCCAGUUCUAAAAGAGGCGUAUUUCUUGAAAAAACUUCAGAAUGUGAGUGGAUGUGUGAAAAUGCUUGACUACUUUUUUGACGAAAGAAACAACAUAUACGUUAUUGUCCUUGAAGAUUUGUGUGCCGCAGGAUAUUCAAAGUUAACUCAGGAAAUACAUAAGAACGAUGGAUUUUUAACGGAAGCUUCGAUUUCUUGGAUUAUGCGAGACACUAUCCGCACCAUACAAGAAUUUCAUAGUUUGAAUGUCCUUCACUGUGAUAUCAAACCAGACAAUAUUUUUAUAAAUCGAAACGAAAGGCGUAUCAAGCUUAUCGAUUUUAAUAUUGCCAUGGAAUUGGUUCCCCAAGAAUUUCCCAUCCCCGAUGCGCGGACAUUAGGGUGCACACCAGAAUACGCGCCACCAGAGGUGCUCAUUCGCAAGUGUCUGUGGACGCCGGCAGGUGAAGUAUGGUCUAUUGGAGCAACUGCGUUUGUUCUUUUAUGUAAAAAAUUUCCAUUCGCUGAUCCCUAUUCUUGUCACCGAAUGCGCCCGGCUUAUCCAGAAAAUCAUGAAGAUAGCAUAACUGAUGGCUGUCGAUAUUGUGAAGAAACAAACAACAAGAACUCAAUGCCUGCGCCUUCCCUGUCUCUUAAGGCCAAGGAUUUUUUGCUUUCAUGCCUGCACAAAAGACCUGAAAGUCGACUCAAUUUUCAGCGUCUUUCUGGUCAUGCAUUCCUUACAAUUUCCCAACCCGUCGCUCGAAAUCUUGGUACGGAUUCUGUUUCCUUAAGCAAACACUUAUCUGUGUCUGCUAAAGCUUCGUAA
Mesocestoides corti is the source of this 975-nucleotide messenger RNA. NCBI's taxonomy places the organism in Eukaryota, Metazoa, Platyhelminthes, Cestoda, Cyclophyllidea, Mesocestoididae. The record is from the annotation of a GenBank genome assembly.